Molecule: messenger RNA, 1813 nt
Organism: Linum tenue
Lineage: Eukaryota; Viridiplantae; Streptophyta; Magnoliopsida; Malpighiales; Linaceae
Source: the annotation of a GenBank genome assembly
AUCUUGGGUGAAGAAGGAGCAGGCUUGGGGGUCGUGAUCCGGGACUCCAGUGGCAGGUUCUGUUUGGUGGCAACAAAAAGAGUUCCCGGGAGGUGGAAGGUGGAGGAAGCUGAAGCGUUGGCGGCCGAGUUUGGAGCACAAAUGGCGGUUCAUGGACAUUUCCAUAAUGUUGUACUGGAGUCGGACUGUCAAGUCCUGGUCCAUAAGCUACAGGCGGCGCAUGAUUUCCACGAUGAAGCAGGGGUGAUUUGCAGAAACGUGCGGCGGCUGCUGCUGGAAUCAGGCGAGGGCAGCUGGCAUCAUAUUCGCAGGGAAGCUAAUGAAGCUGCGCACAUAAUGGCGCAUGCCAUUUCGAGAUGGAACGACAGUUUCCGUUGCGUAGUCUGGAAAGUUGUGAACCCUAUCUCCAAGGGAAUGAAGCGUUUCGCGGUGAGCCGCCUUCCAUCAAUGGCCAGGCCGGGAGGGCUGGCUCUGAGAUUGGUGAGAAGUGCUGCUUUUGCAUCUGCCAGUGCGGCCAAACCAGAAGGCGGAGUCUCUAUGGUCCAGGGCGCUUCCAGAGGAAUCGGCUUGGAAUUCGUGAAACAACUCCUGGAAAGUAACGACAAUGGCCGAGUUGUAGCUACUUGCCGCAAUCCCAAUGGUGCCACUGGCUUGCUUGAAUUGAAGAAUAAGUAUGCUGAUCGGCUCAACAUUUUCCCGUUGGAUCUCACUGCUGAAAAUACCAUAGAGGCAUCUGCAAAGUCCAUUAGGGAACAGUAUGGCUACCUGAACCUUCUAGUGAAUGCAUCAGGGAUCCUGUCUAUACCAAAUGUGUUGCAACCAGGUAGCAGUCUCGCAGAGACAACGUUGAGCAAAGUAGAGAAGUCGUCGUUGAUGCUUGCUUAUGAGGUCAACGCCGUGGGACCUUUUCUAGUGAUCAAGCACAUGUGGCCUCUGCUGAAGGCUGGAGGAGGGCAAGGUACGGAAAGAGAUUUUGCAGUUGUGGCAAGUUUGAGUGCCAGAGUGGGAUCCAUUGGAGAUAACAAACUUGGGGGUUGGCACUCUUACCGCAGCUCCAAGUCUGCCCUAAAUCAGUGUAUGGCUCCUCCUCUGAAGCUCCCUAGAGCAAUUCGUUGUGUGUCAUUGUCCAAGAAUGCGUCGGUGGAGUUCGGGCGAAAGAAGGAUCCAAUAGUAUGCCUGGUUCUUCAUCCGGGGACUGUUGAUACCGACCUUUCAAGACCAUUCCAGAAAAAUGUCCCGAAAGAAAAGCUUUUCACCACCGAGUUCUCGGUGCAGAAGCUCCUAAGCAUCAUCAACAAUGCAAAGGCGAACGAUAAUGGCAAAUUCUUUGCCUGGGAUGGCCAGGAAAUUCCUUGGUAGUCUCCCACCUUCAUCCCAGUGCCCUCGGGCACAGUUUGUUUGGUCACAGUCUACAUCGCAGGCUGCCUUUCUUCCAACAUGGCAAUUUACAGCUGCUGAUGAAUUUAUAGUUGUGAGUUUGGAGUUUUAUAUUUUCUGCCUAAAUCAUGGGACUAAAGAUGCGUAAUAGACUAAUAGUUCAAGAAUCGAGAAAAAAACACCCUAUAGUUUAGAGAUCGUGAACUAUUUUGGAUGAUUGCUGUCCUGCCUCCAUGCUGCUUUUGCUCUUGCUGUUUGGCCUGAGGGCAUCUGUUAGUGUUUGUAAUACUCACCUGAGCUUAGCAGUUUGCUUUCUUAUCGUUUUCCCUUAUUCUUUUGACAUCUUGCAAGGGUUUCCCCUGCUUUUGGCGUUUGCUUUUCCAUGUAUGUUCCUGCCUUACUCUUAUGAAUAAAAUGGUUUCACCCUUAUAUAAGG